Molecule: messenger RNA, 1321 nt
Organism: Hypanus sabinus (Atlantic stingray)
Lineage: Eukaryota; Metazoa; Chordata; Chondrichthyes; Myliobatiformes; Dasyatidae
Gene: cops6
Product: COP9 signalosome subunit 6
Exons: 10
Coding region: 41-982 (313 amino acids)
Biological process (GO): protein deneddylation
Cellular component (GO): COP9 signalosome
Molecular function (GO): metallopeptidase activity; protein binding
Source: RefSeq, a predicted model, not a curated record
UCCGAGUCUGGUGCGCAAGCGUACAGUGCAGUUAGGCGACAUGGCGACGAACGGAAUGGAGGUGGAACCGGCUGCAACACCUGGUGUGAUGGCCUCUGGAGUGACAGGAAGUGUCUCGGUGGCAUUACAUCCGUUAGUUAUUCUCAACAUCUCCGAUCACUGGAUUCGGAUGCGCUCUCAGGAGGGGAGGCCUGUUCAGGUAAUUGGUGCAUUGAUUGGAAAACAAGAAGGAAGAAACAUUGAAGUGAUGAACUCAUUUGAGCUUCUGUCACACACAGUGGAGGAAAAGAUAGUUAUUGAUAAAGAAUAUUACUACACUAAAGAGGAACAAUUUAAGCAAGUGUUCAAGGACAUGGAAUUCCUAGGCUGGUAUACCACCGGGGGUCCUCCAGAUGAGUCUGAUAUCCAUGUUCACAAGCAGGUGUGUGAAAUUAUUGAAAGCCCUCUCUUCCUGAAGUUAAACCCCAUGACAAAACACACUGAUCUUCCAGUUAGUGUUUAUGAGUCGGUCAUCGAUAUCAUCGCUGGAGAGGCCACGGUGCUGUUUGCUGAGCUGACUUACACACUUGCCACCGAGGAAGCCGAGCGCAUCGGGGUGGAUCACGUAGCACGGAUGACGGCAACCGGCACAGGGGAGAGCUCCACAGUGGCUGAACAUCUCAUUGCUCAGCACAGUGCCAUCAAAAUGCUGCAUAGUCGAGUCCGUGUCAUCCUGGAGUACGUCAAAGCUGUGGAGUCAGGUGAAGUGCCAUUUAACCAUGAAAUUCUGCGAGAGGCCUAUGCUUUGUGUCACCGGCUGCCAGUCCUCAGCACAGACAAAUUCAAGACAGACUUCUAUGAUCAAUGUAAUGACGUGGGAUUGAUGGCUUACCUGGGCACCAUUACCAAAACCUGCAACACCAUGAACCAGUUUGUGAACAAGUUCAACAUUCUGUACGACCGCCAGGGCAUUGGCCGCCGAAUGCGAGGUCUCUUCUUCUGAUUUGCUGAGCAGGGCUGGACCCCCAGAACUAUUGUUGGGAUUGUUUGACAGCUGAACGUGACUGUAUCCAGUGGAGAUUCCCCGCCGCGUCUCCAAGCCCCUCCUGUACUCCCACCCCCUCCGGGAUGUUAGAGUUGGGAUUAUACCCCUGACUGCCUGAUGCUAUUUGCCAGGUUUUGCCCUCUCUGGGCUUACUGCUUUCCUGUCGGUGGUUACUGAAACCUGACAUUGUGUUUGUACUGUGAGUCUGUGUGUCUGAUGUUACCCCUGGGAAGCGGGAUUGCAGACAAGUGUGACACAGCCAGGCCCCAUGCAGGAGAAAUAAAGUUUCAAAAGUUG